AGCAGUAUUCUGUGCGCCCCUGAACACUCAGCAGUAGUUGUAUUUCCUCAUGACGCUUCUCAGAGUGGAUCAUCAUGUGGACACUGAACGGAUCCUCAGCUUUGGCUCGCGAGCUUCUUACAGAAUGACGGAAAUCAACUUAAACCAGAGGUUAUGAGACUUUUCAAAGGAACAGAGAGAGAGAUCGGAUUAGAACUUUGCGGUCCUAUCUGAUCCUUUAUUCUGUAAAUCAUGGCGCGCAGUUUUCUCCUGUGUUUUGUUGCACUGCUGUUGAACAGAUGUGAUUGGGCAGCGGGAUCUUACACACCACCAACACGCACUCAGCACGCGCGCGCCGUCAGCAGACACAGGAAUUGGUGUGCCUAUGUGGUUAUGAAAUCUGUUAGCUGUGUUAUGGAGGAUGGAGUGGAGACCUACGUCAAGCCUGAUUACCAGCCAUGUGGUUGGGGCCAGUGCUCGCAGGUUGUGGUAUAUCGGACAUUCAGAAGACCAAAGUACAAGAUUUCGUACAAAAUGGUGACAGAGAUGGAAUGGAAGUGUUGCAAUGGUUACUCAGGUGAAGACUGCAGUAAUGGCCCCAAUCUCGACUCACAGAACAGCAGUAGUGGAUCUUCUACAUCUGGAUCUAAUGUUGAAAAUGAACAGAAGGGUGGAGAAGGAAGAGGAGAGAGUGAAAAAAUCAUACAGCUUGAGGAGAAGAUUCAGAGUCUGACUAAAGAACUCCGUGACAUGCAGUCCACCUUACAGGGAGUGAAUCAAAGAAUAAACGAGCCUGCUGAUGCAGCCCGACCCGAAAUGAGGGAAACCAUUAACAGCAUUCAGACCAAGCUGGAUCUGCUUGACAACAUGACGCAAGUACAUGACAGGACCCUCAUCAGUAUAAACAACCAUCUGGUCGGUGGCAAUAGUGCAGGCAAUGAUGUAGACAGAGGAGGUCAGUACAGCACGCUGAAGGAUGAGAUUCUACAGGAGCUAGAACUUCGCAUCACACUGUCCUGCUCUUCCUGCCAGAGUGGAGUAGAGAGCAUUCAGCGGCAGCUGCAGGAGGACAGGGAGAGAAUCCGUGCAUUGGAAAAGCACGUAAGUGUCAUGGAGCAGCACAACAGGCAGACAGUGGAGGUCUUGCAGAGGGAGCUGGCCCGCUCACAGAGCUGCUGUGACUCCAGUGUGGAGCUGGAAAGGCGGGUUGGAGUACUUGAAAAGAAGGUUAGUUCUACUGCAGAAUCAUAUGAGAUCCUACAUGGGCGCAUUGAGAAAGAAUUAAAAGAAACCACUGGGAAUACAGGACAAGGAAAGGUAUCAGAGGAGAAGCUGAACAGCCGCCUGAGAGACUUGGAGCGUCGACUGAAUGGAACGGUGAGGAAAGCUGAGCAAAAAUGCUUUCACACGGAGAGCAGUAUGAAGGAGCUACUGCAAAGAGAAAUCAGCAAGAUACGGACCUCUGUCCUUAAUCAAAUUCCUGAUCAUAACUUAAGAAUUUCAAACAUUGAACGCGACAUGAGGGACGUAGAGGAUUCCAUUUAUGACCACAAGGAUCGCAUAACUAAGUUGGAAAACAAGACAUCUGUCUUUGAGAACAAGUUGACGUCAGCAGUUGUUUUGUGUGCAGAGACAUGUGCAGCACAAGACCAAGAAAAUAAGAUUGAGGAUGCUGUGAAAAAAUUGGAGUGGAAAAUCAUUGCCAACAAGGAAGACAUCCAGAGGUUUGACACCAGGCUGAAAGAUCUCUCUGUGUCUGGUGACUCCAUGAUGGACCGCAUUUCAGACCUAAGCUAUAACGUUCAGGACAUCAUGGCUUCGAUGGGUGAGAAUGGUGAGAACUUUAAUAAGACAGUCUCAGAAGUGGAGAUGUUAAGGAUUAACUGCCGUGCUUGCAGUUCUGCUUUCAGUGAAAUAGAGAAUGAACUCAGAACCUUGAGAAACACAACCAUCAGCACAUUUGAGAAAUAUCAAGGUGAAUUCACCAACUUGCACAGAAAACUGACCUCUGGUGAAAGUGAAUGCUCUCAGAUCUGCUCCAACUUGCAGGAGGAAGUGGGCAAGCUUAAAGAGGAAGUGGAGAAAUGCCAGGACCAAUACCAUAUUAGUACGACUGAACACCAGAAAUACAUCAAUGGUCAGAAUAUCAUAACUAGCACACUGGGAAAGGAACUCAGGUCCAUUCAAGGUGAGCUCUCAGGAAUCAAGCUGACCUUCAGCUCCAUCAAUGACACCCUGAGGGGACUAGAUCAUACUGUUCAGACACAUGGCAGCACUAUAACUGACCUGGAUACUUCAAAGAAUAAAAUCUUUUCACAGAUCGACAAGAUCCAGGGCGGGCUGGACGAGCACAUAGAGGAUAGUCAGGAACAGUUCAAGAACAUUAGCGAUGACAUUCAGAAAUUCAAUAGCAGUCUGUUGGUGGAGACGAGUGAAUGCAAACAUGCUAGUGAGGGGCUGGAGAAGAGGCUUUUGAAAAUGGAGAAUGUUUGUGGCAGACUGGACUCACUUUCAGAGAAUCUGCAGCAGAUCCAGAAUAUAAUAAGCGAACAUAUUUCUGGACUUUGGACCUGUGUUAAUGGGCUCAACACUACCAUCAUUACUCAGGGAGAGGCCAUACACAACAUUGAGAGUGUGAAUUUGGAGAAUAUCCAUGUCAAGAUGAACAAUCUCAACUCAACACUAUUGGACAUCCUGAAAGAAUUCCAGACCUUCACUGAGCAGGACUUUAUUGGACCUCCUGGACCACAAGGAGAGAGAGGUGACCAAGGUUUACUAGGUCCAAUGGGACCACCGGGGAGAGAAGGUCGCCAGGGCAUACCAGGGAAGGAGGGACCAAUUGGACAGCCAGGCUCAAGGGGUGAAAAAGGUCCUCCAGGAGAUGAUGCAAAAGUACCACGGCUGUCCUUUUCAGCAGCUCUUACAAAACCACAAGUUAGUUCAGGCACCAUUGUCUUCAACGAGGUCUUUGUCAACGAAGGGAUGUCAUACAGUCCGCACACAGGCAUAUUCACAGCACCGGUGAGUGGACGUUAUUUCUUCAGUGCAGUCCUGACUGGUCAGAAGAACAUGAAGAUAGAGGCAGUGUUGUCCAAGUCUGACUACGGUAUUGUGCGUGGAGACUCAACUGGAUACCAGCCAGAGGGUUUGGAGAAACCUUUGGCUGAAACAAGAAACGCUCCAGGAUCUCUGGUCAUUUUCAACAUCAUACUUCCCCUAGAGGAGGGAGACACAGUGUGCAUUGACCUGGUCACAGGGAAACUGGCUGAUUCCGUCGAACCUCUUACCAUGUUCUCUGGGAUGCUGCUGUAUGACAAUGUGGACGCUGUGUUAUAAGAGUGAAAUGUUCUACUUAGAAAAGGAAAACCGGAGAUGUGCAGACUUGAUGAUGAAGUACUUUUGAAAAAUAAUUUACAUUGCCAAGUGGCUGCAGCACUGUUGGGUGACGCAAUAUGCGUUAUUUCUUAAAAUCAUAUUUGUUGUGCCACCUGUUAAUACUUGGUGUAGGAGAGUGUUUUUUUUUUUCUUUUCAGAUCAAGAUUCAAGAUUUUAUUUGUCACAUACACAUUUAUACACAGGAUAUAACUUGCAGUGAAAUGAAAACCUGGCCUUAUCCACUUUAGACUGUGCAUUUUGACUAACAUUUCUGUUUCAGUAAAAUUUAUCACAGUGUUAACAAGGUCUUUACACAAAAAGAAGUUUGUACUGCCUCAGUGGCUUCAUCUGGAAAUUUUAACCAGGAAGCUCUCUUUUCUUGACACUCAACAUCCAGUUGUGGCAUCUGUACAACACCCCCAAACCACUGCGGUUACAUUUUCUUUCUUUCUUUCUUUCUUUCUUUUAAAAAAAAUGUUUGUAGACAUGCACGUUGGAGUUUAAAUUGAAUUAGCAAAGAGAGAGAGAGAGAGAGAGAGAGAGAGAGAGAGGGUGAACAAAGCAGUGUGUGUUUGCUCAAGGCUAAAUUUUUCCUGAAAUGGCCAUAAUAAAGCAGUCAUAAUUAUUUUAUGCCUUCAAAAUUCCAUAUUUGGGGUGAAAGAAUUCACUUCCGUGUGACUGCAGUUCAAUGAGCAAAAACAACAAAAAAAAACAACUUUGAACCAGACAUUUCAGAUCAUAAAUGGCAGAAGCUAUGAGAAAGCAUGCUUUUGUAAACCACAGAAUUGUCAGUGUGAUACUGUUGGUUUCCUCAGCAAUGAACUUUUACAAUACAAACAAGAUAAAUAGCUUACAUAUACUGCGGCUUUGAAGUUCACAUUGUUUUAAUGAGUUCAUGAGAGGAAAAUAAGGAGCAUCUUGGUGGAACAGUGGAUCUGAGACCAGUGGAAACCUUAAUGCAAGGGAUUGUACUUUUCAACUUGACUGUUGUGAGAACAAACACUGAUCUCUUGAUCCCAAAAUACAAGAAAAGAAACCAGACCCUUUAAAGCCACUGGACUUCUUUUAUUAAAGAAUAAUUUUUCAAGUUAUUGCUAGUUCCUUGCUAUUUGACCAUUGAACUUUCAUCAGUUUGAAUCAUUAUGUAUGUGCCACAUAUAUUUUGUUUAAUACUCUAAAUGCCCAUAGUUUAUAUACAGUAUUAAUGUGCAUCAAAUACAUUCUAAGCAAUUAUUUUUUCACACAGUUGUCUGAAGAUAAUCUUUGAAAAUGCUUUUUUGUUGUUGUUGUUUUUGCUUUUUUUGUGUAUGUUACCAUUUCCAACUUAAAAAAAAAAAAAAAACUUUUUGGAAAAAAAUACACCUUUAUAGACAUUUAUUGUUUUGUGUGAGUAUGUGUGUGUGUGUGUCCUCAUUUUCUAAAAUAAAUAUAUGUGAAGUCUUG
This is a messenger RNA of Ictalurus furcatus (blue catfish), 4797 nucleotides long. RefSeq names its product elastin microfibril interfacer 1a (gene emilin1a). The record is from RefSeq and is a predicted model, not a curated record. Lineage: Eukaryota; Metazoa; Chordata; Actinopteri; Siluriformes; Ictaluridae. Bases 232 to 3315 code for a protein of 1027 amino acids. The transcript is spliced from 9 exons. Gene Ontology annotation, molecular function: protein binding.